Pieris rapae (cabbage white) is the source of this 1884-nucleotide messenger RNA. It is a transcript of the gene NGR-A32, whose product is annotated as tachykinin-like peptides receptor 86C. Gene Ontology annotation, cellular component: plasma membrane. Lineage: Eukaryota; Metazoa; Arthropoda; Insecta; Lepidoptera; Pieridae. Gene Ontology annotation, molecular function: tachykinin receptor activity. Bases 87 to 1403 code for a protein of 438 amino acids. Gene Ontology annotation, biological process: G protein-coupled receptor signaling pathway. The record is from RefSeq and is a predicted model, not a curated record. The transcript has 11 exons.
UUUAUUUGAAAAUAAGACGAGCACUCACUGUGAGCGAUUUCAUAACUUAAAACAUCAAGACAAAGAGGUGAAUAUUUUAGAUUGAGAUGGAAAAGGUGAUAUCAAAUGUGACCAUACAAAAAAACAACCAUGUGGAUGAUUUAGAGGUGGUGUACACAUGGGAAAUGGAUUUCAAUCGCAGCCUGUUGAGUGCAGCCACAAUCCUAGUACCCCGAGCCACCACAGUACCAUCAACGACGAACGGAAUGCCUCCCUGGGCCCAUAAUUCCUGGAUCUGCUUAUUUGCUGCCAUGCUUGCUGUAGCAAUAGGCGGGAAUGCUAUCGUUAUAUGGAUAGUAACAGCUCACCGAAGGAUGCGAACAGUGACCAAUUACUUCCUGGUGAACCUGUCUUUCGCAGAUCUGAUGAUGUCCUUGCUCAACUGCCUCUUCAACUUUAUCUAUAUGCUUCACAGCGACUGGAUAUUUGGCGUGCGCUAUUGCAAGCUAAGCAAUUUCAUAGCCAACGUCACAGUAGCGGCAAGUGUGUUUACUCUGACAGGCAUUUCCUUCGACAGGUACCAAGCAAUCGUACGCCCGAUGAGACCAAGAAUGUCAAAAACCUGUUCCCUCAUCAUGAUUGCUGGGAUUUGGAUUAGCGGAAUGUUAUUGGCAAUCCCGUGUUUGUUAUAUUCUACAACAAAGGAAUACAGGUCCAAGGGAACGCUGAGAACAGCGUGUCUUCUCUCUUGGCCGGAUGGAUUACCCGAUGUAUCAUAUAUGGAUUUUAUGUAUCAAGUGUUGUUUUUCAUUGUAACAUACGCUGUUCCAAUGAUGGGCAUGACAUUUUUCUAUUCGGCGAUGGGCAGAGUACUUUGGGGUUCACGGUCUAUAGGGGAACUGACUCAAAGACAAUUGGAUUCCAUUCGUUCGAAACGGAAGGUUGUGAAGAUGUUUAUCUUAGUCAUAGUAAUUUUCGGCCUAUGCUGGUUGCCAUAUCAUAGUUACUUCAUUUUCACACACUUCUACCCAUCUGUGUUAUACAUGAAGUAUAUACAACAUGUGUAUCUUGGCUUCUAUUGGCUGGCAAUGGCGAAUGCGAUGGUCAAUCCGAUAAUUUACUAUUGGAUGAACGCUAAAUUCCGGUCGUACUUUCGCACUGCGAUCCUGUGUAGAUGGCGUGACAGUUGCUUCCGACGAAAACGAGCACUACCAGAUUCACCGCCAGACUGCAUGUCCCAGUCUGGCAGCAGAUCCCGAUCAGGUAUCGAGGCACACAAAGAAUCAAGAGGAAAUGCAGUGGUCGUCUGGCCGCUCUCGUAUCAGGAGGGACCGCGCCAGUUGCCGAGACAGCCUUCGCUUGCUAGUUGCCCGCGAUGCCCACAUCGAACAUACGAUGCUUACAUACAUGGACGCAAAGUGUGAAUUAAACAUUAAGGAACUAAAUGCUCAGUAAAUUAACGAUUUAAAAUUUAAAUGUGAUAUAUUAAGUUUCUCACAGGGAUUAUAUAAGUAUAGAAAAGUCUAUUAUAACGGAUACCAAAACAACUGAAUAUAUUAUCACGAACUUCUGUCCCAUUAGCUUAAAGAUGACUCUCAACGAUCACGGUUUUGACAUAAUAUACUUGUAAAGCUUAGCGAUAAUUACAUACUUAUCUGUAUAGUCCAACGAUUCAGACACCGAUCAUUUAAAAGUUGAGGGAAGGAAAAGAAGGAUAGCUGUCAAGAAAAACUAUUGUUAACAUAAUAAGAAAAAAAAUAAUAAAACUUAAAAUCAAUGUAUUAAACUACAACUAAAGCUCAGCUUAUUACAAAUAAAAAAACUUGACUAUGAUUAUUUUUACAUGGUUAAUUUAAAUUGUAAGUGACGCGCGAAUGUGAAGAUUCGCGGUUAAUUUUGGGUAGU